AAAAACAGAGAGGCGAUGGGAGAAUACAGAGAAGAAGUGAGGAAGCUAGCAAGCAAAAUGAUGGAAGUGAUGGAUGAGAAUUUGGGUUUGCCUAAAGGUUACAUAAAGAAAGCUUUCAACGAAGGAAUGGAAGAUGGAGAAGAGACAGCUUUCUUUGGCACCAAAGUCAGCCAUUACCCACCUUGUCCUCACCCGGAGCGCGUCAAUGGCCUCCGAGCUCAUACUGAUGCAGGAGGUGUCGUUUUGCUGUUCCAAGACGAUGAAUAUGACGGCCUUCAAGUCUUGAAAGACGGCGAGUGGAUCGAUGUUCAGCCUCUACCUAACGCCAUUGUUAUCAACACUGGUGAUCAGAUUGAAGUUCUUAGC
Messenger RNA from Camelina sativa (false flax), 366 nucleotides. The record is from RefSeq and is a predicted model, not a curated record. NCBI's taxonomy places the organism in Eukaryota, Viridiplantae, Streptophyta, Magnoliopsida, Brassicales, Brassicaceae.